Molecule: messenger RNA, 9118 nt
Organism: Cuculus canorus (common cuckoo)
Lineage: Eukaryota; Metazoa; Chordata; Aves; Cuculiformes; Cuculidae
Gene: RMND1
Product: required for meiotic nuclear division 1 homolog
Exons: 11
Coding region: 1-1368 (455 amino acids)
Biological process (GO): positive regulation of mitochondrial translation
Source: RefSeq, a predicted model, not a curated record
AUGAUUCUGUUUGUUUUAAAUACAGAUCUGAGGGAAGCAAUGAGACUGAAACUUCUGCACCUUCAGACUAGAUUUUACCAUGCUUUAACAACAAUAUGCCGAUGCCGAAGAACUGGACGUCUGCUAUUAAAGCUGCAUAAUGAAGUUGACAGAAGAGCGAAGUCCUGGAAUUUGUAUGCUCCAGAAACCGCUUCACCUUUUUUGACAAGUCGAUGUGUACAAGUCAAGAAUUGGCAAUUGCUUCAAGGAAAUGUAUCAGUGUUGGGAAAAAAUGUUUUUAAUCAGAGUGGGAAGGGUUUUUUCCCAUCCUGGAAAUAUUUUGGUGUGGCAGUGAUGGAGAACUACGAGCUCAAUACAGAACGUAUUAAAAAGCAUUGGAAUGUAUUAUCAAGAUCUUACUCGGUUGUACCAGCUGGUAAAAUUAUUCCAAAACACAGUAACCAGACAGUUAAGAGGCCACCGAAGGCACCAAGGACCAAGCAACCAUCCAGAACUAACCAACCACUACUGUCAGACAUGGAGAAUCUGAUGCAGUGCACAGCCUUUGCAACAGCAGAUGAAUAUCAUCUUGGUAAUCUGUGUCAUGACCUGACUUCACAUGGAUAUGUUGAAAUAACAAGUUUGCCUAGAGAUGCUGCAAAUGUUUUAGUGAUCGGCACUGAGAAAUCUGCGAAAGAUGAUGAUUCCGGCAUGAUUUUUUUCUUCAGGGAAGGCGCUGUUGUGUUUUGGAAUGUGGAAGAGAGAAGUAUGAAGAAUAUAAUGCGAGUGCUAGAGCAGCAUGAAAUUCAGCCAUAUGAAGUUGCACUGGUCCAUUGGGAGAAUGAGGAGAUGAACUAUAGAAUAGGAGAAGGUCAGUCAAAGCUUCAUAAAGGAGAAAUUGUGUUAAAUUCUGAGCUGGAUAGUGACGAAGUUGUUCUGCAGAAAUUUGCCUUUUCAAAUGCCCUUUGCCUCUCUGUAAAGCUGGCUAUUUGGGAGUCAUUAUUGGAUAACUUUGUGGAAUCUAUCCAGUCGAUUCCUGAGAUAUUGAAGUCGGGACGGAAGGUGAAACUGUCUCAUGCAGAUGUAAUGCAGAAGAUCGGAGAACUCUUCGCAUUAAGACACCGUAUAAAUCUAAGUUCGGACCUGCUAAUAACACCUGACUUCUACUGGGACAGAGAAAAACUGGAAGAGCUUUAUGACAAGACUUGCCAGUUUCUCAACAUCAAUCGCAGAGUUAAGGUAAUGAAUGAAAAGCUUCAGCACUGCAUGGAGCUGACAGAUCUAAUGCGAAAUCACCUGAAUGAAAAGCACGCUUUACGUCUCGAGUGGAUGAUAGUAAUACUCAUCACCAUAGAGGUUCUCUUUGAACUUGCAAGGGUAAUUUUCUGAUGACAGAAGAAACUCAGGAAGAGGAAAACUGACAAAAAAAAGACUAUAUGGCCCAGAAAAUUCGUGUCUAUCAUACGCUUCUGGAAAAUAGUGGAAAUGUCUUUCUUGAUAAAUAUGUACAUCUUCUACGCAAAUAAAAAAAAAAAUAUAAAUCGGUCUCUGAACAUUAUUCCCAACUGCCAUACUGGUGCUGUUAGAGAGGUCUUAUUCUAUAAGUGGGGCAAUGUAAAGCUGAGAUACUAAUUAUUCAUUUGUAGUGAGCAAGUUUGGAUGUACGCAGGACUGAUGCAGGAAGAUAUCUUUGUCCCUGAAUAAGCGAGGACAGAAGGAUGGAUCUCUUCUACACUAACUGUAUGAAUCUGGUGGAGGACCCUGCUGUCUUGUCCCCAACGCUGAGUGCCCUUAACUACUUCAUGCAUUUCUAACCAAUGAUGAAAUUUUCCCUCAUUUUUCCCAGCUCCUUCUUGGAUAGUCAUGACACUGUCUCAAGCUUUGAAACAGCACUACUAUUUAUCUUCCUCAAGCUACCUGCCAUGAUCUUAAUAUACCUGGCAGGUAUAGUUAAUGUCAUGCUCUGCCCCAUCACAAAAAGGGUAUUUAUGUAGUUGUAUAGGAAUACUCAGAAGGCACGUUUUGAAUACAUCAAACACAUACAUGGGAAAGAGAAUAGAACCGGGCAGACCUAGGGAAAAUCUCUUGACUACAAACCCAUUCUUUUGCCAUCAAUUAUGCUACCAGUGCCGCAAGAGCCUCUUAAGAAGCAGCAGCUCCUCUUCAGAGUAGGCAUUCUCCACAGAACAGGUCGUACGUGGAGGUCUUGUUUCUGGAACAGUUCAACUACCACUGCUUUGAACUACUGAAAAGGUCUGAACCAUUGGCCCCACUCAGGGAAGUGAAUCAGUCAGCAGAAUAGUCUGGUGACUAAGUCACCUCAGCACCAAUCUCCUGACUUAGACAGGGUUAUUAUAGAAAUAGUAUAUUAGAUCCUUUAUGCAGUUAAAAAAGUUGCCAAGCACCACUUAAUUCCAGUAACAGAGAGUUAGGUUACAUUUUAAUUGUAAUUUUUCUAUCAAACAUUUUUCACCCCUUCAGACAAAUAGGUUUUUUUCCUCAUUGGAGUAUAAUAUGCUCAAGAACAUAUGUUCCCAUUCAUCUCACAUUUAAUGUUUCAGUAUUACAGCUAAACUGCUAACAAUGUAAAUUGCCUGGCCAACUGCAUCUACCAAGAAAAGAGGUUUGAAACAAGUAAUUUUGAGCCAAAUACUUCGAUGCUCUUCAAAGUAUUAAGUGUCUAUAAGUGUCUAGGCUUGAUUAUCUCAAGUGUUCUGUCUUGGGACUGUAUUUAAGAGUUACCAAGCCAAACACGUCAAAACAAGAAGUACAGCUACUUUAGAAACUUUAAAUCAGUUCACAUUGGCAUGUAAAAUCAUAUCCUUAGAAUCACACUCUUCUUCCUGUCAUGCCACCAGCCCCACUGCUGUCAUUCAAGCAUUUGCAGCUCUAGUUAAGCCUUAACUGCACAUUAGAACAUUGUAUCCAUAUUUUUCACAAGGUACCCAGUGGCAGCUACUUCAAAGUAUGAGGGGGUUUUGUUCAAACAACUAAUCGUACAAUCUCUUAGGAAGUGAGAUUACUCUCACUAUAUUACACAGAGAGAAUCAAGACCCAGCUGGGAAGUUGAGCGUGUCAAGAAACUAACUUGAGUUUUCACAGCAGGAUAUAAACAAAGAGCAGAGCCCUCCUGCAAACAGAUGGCGCUUAUGAAACUCUCCCCGUCUGCAGUGUUGGUUUCUGCUUGAACCUGGAGGUCUCAUGGAGACCCUGUGCAAGUGUAUGCAUGGUAUGACCAGGAGGAAGUUUUACAGCAGAGGCAAGACAAGACUUAAGUUCCAGGAGCAACACAAAACUGUCUUAGCUGUUAUAGGCCUGACUUUCAUCUGCUCAUCCACCACACACCUUCAUAGUGUAUAACUGAAAAGAACCAUCUUUCCUACAUGGUUUGCACAAUUUUGAGUCUUCACCAAAAUGGGUUCAAUCUAACCAGCAGCAGUCACCUGAGGGGAAGAAAAAUAAAUAUGCAAUAGCAACAAAUACAGAAUAUACAAGGAAAAGCAGAGAAGAAUCCUGGUCUAUCCAGAGCUCUAAAAUUUUAACAUUUUUUUAACAAAAUAGACUCGAUGGCAAAAUUCUGUUCAUAUGGAACCUUGUUAGAGCAUCCUUUCUAGGGAUCCCCACUGUGCAGACUGCUUCUAUCUGUGUUUUCCAUCAGAUGAGGAAAAGAACAACUUACAGAUGAUUUUCUUUGGCAGAUAAGCUAGAAAGUUGUCAGAUGACUAGCUAUUUGUAAAGUAGCAAAGAAUGCUUAGACUUGGGACUCCUGACUUCCAGUCCCAUUUUUGUGCUGGCUACAGAGCCAGUCCCUGUUCUCAGUCAUGUUGUUCAGCACACCGGCCCUGCUGGCUGGCUGAGCAACUGCAUAUACAUGACACUUCACCGCAAAGAAUCUUAUUUGUCUCCGCCAAAAUAAGGUGUCUUCAGCGCAGCCAGCACAUAGGAGCUUCUACGAGGAGGAUAAUUCUUGCCAACUUCAAAAACCUGCGUGAAACAAAAAUACAAGAACACUAAAGCAUGUAAGAAAAAGUCUCUUCUUCCCCAUCCUACCUUAGUCCUAGGAACUGAACAAGUUUUGGCUCAGAAGUUUUGUAGGGGGUGAGGGGAAGCCAGACUCUUGUGCCCACCUAAACUGCCUUGUUUAUUUACUGAUAGCUAAGUUGCCUUGUAAAGGAACCUACCAGACAUGAUGGCAAGACACAGAUGCAUAUUCCCAAUAGUGAGAUAAUGGUUGUGGUGAGCCUUCUCCACCAAUUUAUGGGCCCUUCAUGUGCAGACCAAUUUAGCAAUUGCAAAAGGCAUCAGUGUGCUGAGCUUGCCAGAUUACUUUUCUCAAUCACUUCCCCUGAACACUCAAGAUACUGUAAUGAAAGCCUAUGGGCUGGAAACUACUGAUCUGCGAUGCACUACCUUCCUUCACUGGGUGGCAUUUCACAUCUGCCAGGAGUCUCGUUAUCCCUGUCCAUAGACAGGUUUACAAUACUAGCGUGACAACUACCAAACAAAAUGCAGAGUCUGAUGUACUUGGAUAUAGUAAGUGAUAUGCACAGGGUUUAAAAACCAAAAGUACUGCCCAAAACACUUGUCUUCGGGAGGGAAAAAGCUUAACUCUGUCUUAACUAUGUAGGAGGGAUAAAGAGUGCCUUGAAGUGCAUAUAGCCUCAGCUGAGAAAAAGAUUUUUAAGAGGCUGUAAAUUUUACAAGAGCAGGAAAGCCAAGAUCUUUGUUGGCCUUAGGAAAUUAUUUUUAUUGUACACUGUAAGAGGUAGCCUGUUUCUCCCGAUUCCUACCAACUGCCUGCCCAGUGACAUACUUCUUGACAUCACCUUUGUAUUACACAUGAAACUCGGGUAGCUCAAUCUCAGAAAACUAAACAACUCCAACGCUUUGGGAACAGAGUAAGAGUUGGACAGACCUAGUCACACCAGGUAAACAGAACAAAAAAAAUCCCCUCUCCUCACACAGCUAUCAUAAAAACCACUCCCAUUUGUGAUUCUUUAAACAAACUUUAUUAAAACAAACUUAAGCAAAGACAAGUGGUUUUUUCUUUCACUCAUUUUGAGCUGUUGAAGGCAUCACAGCUACAGCUAGUAUCACCAGUUCUCUCUGUUAGUGCUCCAUCAUUUGCCUGUCUAUGUCCAUCCUCAAGCUCCAGCCACUCAAGAAAUAAGUUUUCCAAACUGGUGAAAUGGUGACUAAACAAUGGUGACUGCCAGUUACUAUUCCCCCCACAAAUACUUUUUAACACUUUGCUAACUAAGCAUCUCAUGGGUUUAAAGUCACCCUUUAUACAAUACUAUAUAGUAUCACCGCUAUCUCACUUAAAGCAUCUUUCUCUACAGAACACCUCAGCUGCAUGGGCUUUCAAAAUGCACUCACUACAUGGAUAGCUUGAAUCCUUUUUUUCCCAAGGAAAACAAAACAUGCAAGUACAUAAAUUACUGUAACUUCAUAGUCAUGUCCCACUAAGAAUGUCACUCCAGUCAAGAAUGCAUAGUCACAUUUUGAACUUCUCGAGUUAAAAGCAGGCAGGUCCAAUGUAACCGGUUAAUCUGGGACUGAGGCAAAGCCAGAAAGUAGAGAACUGAUCUGCACUGCAGAAGUUGUGUUGCUUUGGUGACACCACCCAGUCCUGAUGGAGAUGAGACUCAUAACAAGAAAAAUUCUAUAUAUACAGUUAAACCAUUUCUUUACAUGAUAUACGUUGUACUAGAAAAAGGAUAUUAUUAUUUUAUUCUACUCCACCUCCAUCUAAAUCGCAGCUACUCACUAGCUGUUGAUAAAUCUUCAUUCACUAAGUGUAGAAACAAUUCCUAAUUAAUGUAUUGAUACCAGAAAACAGCUUAGCCCACAGAAUGACAAAGACAUAUUUCUUCAUUGUUUCACCUUAUACAGCAGACGCAAAAAGUGGGUUACACACUGUAGUGCUCCUUCACCUCUAGGACAGCUGGACCUACUCAGAACAAAAAUGUGAAAGCUCUGAUAUGCUGGGGGCUGUACCCCAACAGCCUCCCCGUGCAAACAAAGCCAAAGCAAGAAAAAGUGGAGCCAUUCCACAACUGCUGCUGUACCUGUGGGUCACGGUUUCUGUGGGGUUCACUUCUAUGUGCUAUGUACUUCCAAUGCUCUGUGAAAGACGAGUGCGAUUUGGACUAAGUGCAUGAAAAAUUCUAAUAAGUAGGAGGAUAUCCCUGUAUGGAAAGGUUGGAGACUAUCAGAGGUACAAUAUUUACUCAUCUAGAGAGAAGCUACUGCAGCUGUCAUGCUCCCCACUAAGCCUUCUCACAACAUAAAUCAGAAGUGGAAGUGCUAGAAAUGGCAGCUGUGCUAAUAAAACAGAUUUGCAGCAUUGACAAAAACUCAUGUUUUACUACAGUAUUAUCAGUGCGAAAGUGGUGCCCCGUACCUUUUUUGGUUCCCACCAAUUGCCCAGGACACAUGCUUCCAGUUCCUCAUGGCUUUGGCAGAGCCAGCAACAGUCCUGUGGGAGCAGUCAGCACUGUCACAGGGAACAGUGAGCAAAGAGGUCUUUGGCACAGUGAAUCGGCUCUCUGAUUUUUCAAAAAUGCUAAGAAGUUUGAAAACUCACUGAAAAUCUUCACAGUCUGAGCCUGAUUAACAUCACUAGAGUUGUUAAGGUUUGGGCUAUAACAAUAAAUAUCUACUAUUCCAUUCCAAACUUGAACUGAACUCUACCAAGAAGAAACACUAGCAGGACUUGGGUCUGCCUGGAUCAACUUCCUCCCACUGCUCAAGUGAAUUUUUACUCAGAUUAGCAGACACCUUUGUCAUCCUAUUAACACUUAAAUUAUCAGCAGCAUGCUCAUUUACAAUGCAAAAUGUGAUAUUACCAGACAAGACUCUGCCUUUAAUCUGAGUAUGUGCAGACCAAAGCAGAACUAAAAACCUAGGGACUGAUCCUAUCACCAACACAACUAUGAAUGCUCUCAGGUGUGUAGCGAUAUCUGAAUCGGUCUGAAUGGUCCUUCCAAAAGUCCUAAAACUACGAAAGCACUCCUUAACAAAACAUAUAAAAACCAAAAGCCUCAUUAAGUGGUAUUACUGUGCAAGGAUAAAUUUUAAUUACAAUUUCACCUGCAUGGAUUGUAACUAUGUUAAAAAAAAAAUCAAAACAACAACUAAAAUUUAAGAUUCACAUCUUAAGUCAGGCAUCCAAAAUGCAACAGAUGAACUGUUUAUUGCUCUCCGCAACACAGAUGACAUGUUUCAGGUGUAAGCAUUGAAGGUGAGAAGUUCAGCAGCACUAAACUCAACACAGAAAUCUUUCUACAGAUUUCAACGGUCCUUGAAUCAGAUGGGACACUGUUAAAUUAAGAAUUGCAUUAUUGCUGGAUUUAAGUAUUGCAGUCCAAACAAAGGUGCUUUAAAAGCUGUAUUAUGAGCUAUUAAUUAAAAAAACUCACAUAAUUAAUUUUUCUCCAGUUUCAGAGAUAGCUCAGAGGAGAAUCCCACAUAAACGCUGACACAGAAGCAUCACUCAAAUACAACAGAAGAAAAAAAAACAUUCUGACAGAUAUCUGCCAGAAACACAAUGGUUUUCCUAAGUAGCCCACUCAAUUUAAUUAAAAACUAUAUCACUUCCACCAUCUUCCAUCACAAUGGACAAAACACCCCCUACUAAGCAACUUAAGUUCAGAUGUUCAUCUACUCUUUAUUUUGUAUUUAGUAUGCAGAGCUGAAAUGGAAGUGAAAUGUAUAAGGAAAAAAAAUGCCAAUGUCUUGGUUAAAUACACUCUAUAAACUUUUGCCAUGCGCUCACAGAGCAGAAUUACAUGUCUCUUGUAGUUCAGCACAACACAGGUAGCCAGCAUGGGUCCUGAAGAUGCAGUUCUGUUCAGCUGCUUUCUUCAAAAUACUGCAACAACAGUGAACAGGCUACUAGUUUUCAGCUCCACUAAAAUUAAAAAUAAGUUGUUGGGCUUUGAGGUUGUUUUUUUUAAGGACUUAACUAGUUAGUUUUCAAGUGCAGCUUAAUUUGGAUAAAUAAUAUUCACGAGCUAUACAAUGCAAGCAGAUUCCAGUUGUGUCUAUCAAGACAUUAGCUUCAGCGGGCAACAGCAGAGUUGGACUAAGGUAGAACUAGUCUAGUCCUCCAUCAAUUUAGAUCCUGUAUAAAUAACAGUAGCCUGGGAUGACUGCAGUCAUCUGUUGAUCUACAAACCAGACAAGACUCCUCCCCUCUCUCUCUCAGCACACUUGCUGUCAAGACACUAGAUUAGAAGAGUUCAGGUCUUUUUCCUAGAGCCUUAUUUAAUGACUGUGGAAACAUCAUCCCAGCUACAGCUAGACCCCUACAAGCUUGCUUAAAUAAGUACCUCAAAAGAGGUAAUAAUCUGGACCUAAUUCAAAUCACUGUCAUUGCGGUAUAUGCUGUUCCUAAGGAACAACAGAAAUAUGAGCUUGCAACAUAUUUUUUACAUAAAACAGAAAUAUGCUUUCUUGCUGCUUAACAACAGCAGGAGGAGGCCCUUACGGCAAGGGGUGCAAACGAACCCUCUAACUACUACUAGCCAAGUAUCUUCUUAAAAGGUUUUCAAUAACAUAGUUUUUUUUCUGAAAAUGUCUGCACCACUGCUCCAGUUAGUGGAUGCACCUUACCAUAUGGCACAAAUCUGGACCAUGCCCAGACCGAUUCUACAGCCUUGAGAAAUUUCACUUAAACCCAGCACAGGGCUCACCCUUCCAUUUCUUCAGGGACUUCCCAGCCCCUGCCGAAGACAGCCUCCCUGCACCGCACUAACAACUCUGAGUUAGUAACUUUUGCAAGACCAAAAAUUUUUUUCAUGUUAUCACAGUGUCCACUGGUGCAUUCAUUUGUGAAGCUUUAUAACCACCCAUGAAUUCUAUAGCACAACUUAGACUUGGAUAAAACAAGGCCUGGCUACAGCCACCUUUCCUCUGCGCUUCACCGCACUGAAAUAUGCCACUGUGCAAAGCUGCAGGUUUAAUUUUUAUGGAAGACUCCUAUGUAUCCUCCUUCAAAAGCUAAAUGAAAAAUGUCCAGUUCAAACAACUUGUCCGCCUAAACCAACAAAAAGCAAACCCAAGCUUUCCACGUUUGUACUCUAUAUCACUCCUUUUGAUAAUUGAACUUGUCACCUCUCAUCUGAGUUUCGCC